AUGCGCAUACCAAUAGGCUCGGCCCAGCCUGGUGCCACCUUCCAGCCGCAGACUUCAGGCGCUCGAACCGUUUUAGGUUCCAGCUUGAGAGUAGUGCAUUGUUCCAGUUCAACACCCUUUCAAGCAAGCACUGGUUCUCCGUCGCGACCCCGCACGAAUUACCUUCCACAUUUACGUUUACGAAGUGUUGAGCACAUGGUCAAUGCACUGGAAGCCGUUUAUGGGUUACGUACUACCGUUGAUGGGCUACAUGCCGCUUAUGCGCUACAUAUCUCUUUUGGACUGGAGGGAUGUCUUAUUCCCAUUCCCGUUUUAUUUUCACAAGGCAUUGAAGCCGGGUUUGCAGAGCCAAAUGGCCGGUAUCAAUUCCACAACCUCAAAAAUGCCAAUACUGCCGCACUUGAAAAGUCAGACGGCGUCCUCCCUUACGAUCUUCGCCGUCAGUGGUUAGACGUGGCAGGUGUUCUGCUCAAUGAGAUGUAUCUACGGACCGGAUCGAUCAAAGAUCUCAACGAGGCCAUUGAGCACGCAAUGUCCGCGAUGAACGGCGCCAUGACCGUUUUUUCAGACGAACAGAUGCACUCACUGCAAAUUUCCGAUAAGGAGGACAACGCUUGGGGCACCCAUACCGAGAUAGGAGCGCCAUCCUCCCUGCUAUCCAGGUUUCGAACCAAUCUCGCGAACUAUCUCGGGGACAGAUACCUCCGUCUCGGCAACAAGGACGAUAUCGACGAGGCUAUUGUUCUGAUGCGCGAAGUCAUCAAAAACACGGACACCUCCGACGACCUUCCAGGCCGUCAUAACAAUCUGGCCGCAUUGUUAGGUGAUCGAUGUUCCGGGGAAGGUGAUCGCGGGGACUUAGCGGAAGCAGUGCAACUGGCAACCCGUGCGCUUGGACAACACCCAGGCCGCCAUAGCGAGGAAGUGACCAGGUGUGCCAUGAACAACUUGGCAGCUCUGCUGGUGGACAAUGGUUGUACGACCUCCAACCGACAGCGCCAAGAAACCGAUGAAGCCAUUGAGUUACUGGAGGGUGCAAUCAACACAAGCCCAGAACCCUCCUCUACAAUCUUGCGCGUGUUCACCUUUUUAGGUUCCAUCGUCUCCGCGAUGGAAAAAGUCUUCGGCAGGCACAAGACCUGUUCUUCACCACCUUGA
This is a messenger RNA of Podospora anserina S mat+, 1158 nucleotides long. RefSeq lists its product as uncharacterized. The transcript has a single exon. Bases 1 to 1158 code for a protein of 385 amino acids. Lineage: Eukaryota; Fungi; Ascomycota; Sordariomycetes; Sordariales; Podosporaceae. The record is from RefSeq and is a predicted model, not a curated record. Gene Ontology annotation, molecular function: protein binding.